Messenger RNA from Schistosoma mattheei, 522 nucleotides. The record is from the annotation of a GenBank genome assembly. Lineage: Eukaryota; Metazoa; Platyhelminthes; Trematoda; Strigeidida; Schistosomatidae.
AUGAUCACGAUACCAACUGACGAUGAGUUAGACACACUUGUAUUAAAUCAUCUGGAAAAUUUGUCUACCAUUAUUGAUUUGAAUCACCAUUUAGAGGAUUCUUUAAGCGAAGGAAGACUUUUACUGGCUAAAACGCGACAUAAUCUCCGGGGAAACAGUUGUUCGAUCUCUUCAACCUCUUACAAUUUAAACGAAAUGUCUACUCGUGGUGCAUCUUUCCGUGCUGCGGUCAUUGAAGAGCCUAUCGAACCUACCUAUGAUAAGGAUUUUAAAACCACUCGUUUUCAGCUAAUUGACGAAUUGGCUAGCAAUAAGUUUGAUCUUAACCCUUCAACAGACCCAAUCCGAUGGUUUUCUGGAGUACUUGUUCCUUCUAGUUUACGUCAUGCACAAUCUUGUUUUCGACGUGCUGUGAAUUUAUCCUUGGAACUUGCCAGUCGACGUGCAAAACUAGAGGCGUCUUCUCAACAAAUAAAACAUUUAAUUAAACUACGCAUGAAAAGCGAAUCAACAGUUAAAUGA